AUGACGUCCACGGCGAGCGCGGCGUCGAGCACGUACAAGGUCGUUUUAUUGGGCGAAGGGCGAGUCGGCAAGACGUCCUUACUCGUGCGGUUCGUGCAGUCAACUUUUGACGAAUCGCAAGCGCCCACGGUGCGAGCGAGUUACCUGACGAAGACGGUGCGGUUGGAGAGCGACGCGCGGGCGACGCUCAACGUCUGGGACACCGCGGGACAAGAGCGAUUUCACGCGCUGGGGCCGAUAUAUUACCGAGACGCGGACGCGGCGAUUGUGGUGUACGAUAUCACGGACGCGGAUUCGUUCGAGCGGGCGAAGGCGUGGGUGAAGGAGCUGAGACGCAUUGCGGGGGCGGAGAUAUCCAUCGCGGUGUGCGCGAAUAAGAGCGAUUUGGAGCGGGCGCGGAGGGUAUCGAACGACGAUGGCGAGGCGUACGCCAAGGGAAUCGGGGCGUCGUUUCACAGCACGAGCGCGAAGACGGAUAAGGGGGUCGAGCAAGCUUUCAUGAGCGUGGCCAGGGCAUUGGACAUGAAGCGCGGGAAGUCGCCGGUGCCUGCGGGAUCAAGCGGCGUCUUGAGGAGUCGUUCGCUGAAAAUCGCGGCGGAGGAGGAGACGAAACCGAAAGGGACGUUCGGAGAUUGCUGCUAA
Ostreococcus tauri is the source of this 642-nucleotide messenger RNA. RefSeq names its product Small GTPase superfamily, Rab type. The record is from RefSeq and is a predicted model, not a curated record. The transcript is spliced from 2 exons. Gene Ontology annotation, molecular function: GTPase activity; GTP binding. The coding region runs from base 1 to 642 and encodes 213 amino acids. NCBI's taxonomy places the organism in Eukaryota, Viridiplantae, Chlorophyta, Mamiellophyceae, Mamiellales, Bathycoccaceae.